Scomber japonicus (chub mackerel) is the source of this 1693-nucleotide messenger RNA. It is a transcript of the gene oxsm, whose product is annotated as 3-oxoacyl-ACP synthase, mitochondrial. Gene Ontology annotation, molecular function: 3-oxoacyl-[acyl-carrier-protein] synthase activity. The record is from RefSeq and is a predicted model, not a curated record. The transcript is spliced from 2 exons. NCBI's taxonomy places the organism in Eukaryota, Metazoa, Chordata, Actinopteri, Scombriformes, Scombridae. Bases 153 to 1550 code for a protein of 465 amino acids. Gene Ontology annotation, biological process: fatty acid biosynthetic process.
ACAAAUGAAGGAUGCACUCUCGUGUGGAUGUUUGUGAAAGUGACAGAUAACUAUUCAGCACUUCUCUAAUCUAAGUAAGUUACACCUGUUUCUGGUUUGGUGUAUUUAUCUCUUUAACACCAGCAUCAGUCAAAUUUGACACAGAUACCAGCAUGUCUGUCACGUCACUCUCCUGUUGGACUAAACUGCAGCUGAGGCAACACAAUAUAAUAAGAGCACUUCUUCAAAACAGUGCCUGUGUUUGUAGGAGUCAAGCCUCCAGAUGCCACAGCUCUGCACCAGAGAGAAGAAGGGUUGUGAUCACUGGUAUUGGGUUGGUGUGUCCUCUGGGCACAGGGACUGCUCUGGUCUGGGAGCGUCUGAUCGAGGGCCACAGUGGGCUUGUUGCACUUGGCUCUGAGCAGUACAAAACUGUUCCCUGUAAAGUGGCAGCGCUGGUACCGAGAGGGACUGAAGAGGGCCAGUUUAACCAGGAGAAGUUUGCCUCUCGUGGGGAGAUCAGCAGCAUGUCACCGGCCACUGUGAUGGCCAUGGCAGCUGCUCAGCUUGCUCUGGAAGAUUCAGGGUGGUACCCCAAAACCCAAGAGGAGCAGCUCUCUACAGGGGUGGCUGUUGGCAUGGGGAUGGUGUCACUGGAUGAAAUUGCUCGCACCUCUGCCGCUUUCCAAGAAAAGGGCUACAACAAAGUCAGCCCCUUCUUUGUGCCUCGCAUUCUUGUCAACAUGGCUGCGGGACAUAUAAGUAUCAAACACAAGCUGAAGGGUCCCAACCAUGCUGUGUCUACAGCCUGCACCACAGGCGCACACGCCAUAGGUGAUGCAACCAGGUUCAUUGCUCACGGUGAUGCAGUUGCUAUGGUUGCAGGGGGAACAGAAUCCUGUGUGGGUCCUCUGUCAAUAGCCGGCUUUGCCAGGGCACGAGCCCUUGCCACCAAAUGGAAUGACGACCCCAAGCUGGCGUCGAGACCCUUUCACCCAGAGAGAGAGGGCUUUGUGAUGGGUGAAGGAGCUGCUGUGCUCCUGCUUGAGGAGAGAAGCCACGCAGUGAGGAGAGGAGCUACAAUCUAUGCAGAGGUCCUGGGCUAUGGGCUCUCAGGGGACGCCAGCCACAUCACCGCACCCACUGAAGAUGGAGACGGAGCAUUCAGAUGCAUGUCAGCAGCCAUCAGAGAUGCCGGCAUCUCACCUGCAGAUGUGACGUACGUGAACGCCCACGCCACCUCCACGCCACUGGGUGACGCUGCUGAAAACUCUGCCAUCAAAAGACUCUUUGAGCAAAACGUGGAAAGCCUGGCCGUCUCCUCCACCAAAGGAGCCACGGGACAUCUGCUUGGGGCCGCGGGUGCUCUGGAGGCAGCGUUCACCACUUUGGCCUGCUACCACGGGGUCCUGCCCCCGACCCUCAACCUGGAUCGCACAGAGCCAGAGUUCAACCUCAAUUAUGUUCCCUGCACAGCACAGCCGUGGCAGACUCAGGGCAGACGGGUCGCCCUCUCCAACUCGUUUGGAUUUGGAGGCACCAACGCCUCACUGUGUCUCAGCAGUGUCUGAUAACACUCUCAAAGUCAUUCUGAACUUUUUAUGAAACAUCUGAUCUGAUUCAGUGUGUAUUCUUUACCUAUGGUGUCAUAGAGUUUAACAGGCUGAAUAUUUUUAAGUAGAACUGAUCAGAUCCAUCCCUGGUUGCUUGUGAG